AUGACUUUGACCAAAGCUGCAAUGAAGUACUUUGAGAACCUACCGCCCAGGUCGGUGACUUGUUUCGACAACCUGAAGCUGCAGCAGCAGCCGCAAGCCCCUUUCUCCCCCCAAAAACGAAAAGCGGGAGAGGGUUGGUCCGCGAGUGAUGGCUGUCGCGGGCUUGGGGGCCGCCGUGCCUUCGUCGCCACCGCGCCCACGCCGCGUCGCUGCCGUUGCCCUCCCUACAUCGCCGCCGUCGAGCUCGCGAGCGUGGAGGAGGCACAGCGCCGCUGGUUUCGUCGGGUUUCCGCCGUCGAACCCGUCCCUACCACCGCUGCUGACCACACGCACAGAGAGAGAGGGUGCGCGAAAAAGGAGCCGCCGCGGGGUUGCUGUUGCCGCCGCGAGGCUGGGCUCGCCGCUGUUGAGGGUCGCUGCCUUCCUCCACCAUCACCAAAGAUCCAUCACCGGAGCUGCUGGGCUCGCCGUAUGCUACUGUUGUGUCGCCGGAACUGUCCUGGGGUUUUGCCACUCAUUCAGAUUCUGCUCUGUUUUGGGUUAGUGCUGUUGCUAUUGUUUUGGCUGCCGGAAAACCUCGAUGCCGCCACCUCUGCUGCCGGAAACAGCCGCUGAGUCUUCUAUGAUGGAGUUUACCGCGAGUUGCCGUCGUUCUGGUCA
Arachis ipaensis is the source of this 660-nucleotide messenger RNA. NCBI's taxonomy places the organism in Eukaryota, Viridiplantae, Streptophyta, Magnoliopsida, Fabales, Fabaceae. The record is from RefSeq and is a predicted model, not a curated record.